GUCUCUGAUGUGAUGGAGAAGGUCUCUGAUGUGAUGGAGGAGGUCUCUGAUGUGAUGGAGGAGGUCUCUGAUGUGAUGGAGAAGGUCUCUGAUGUGAUAGAAGGGGUCUCUGAUGUGAUGGAGAAGGUCUCUGAUGUGAUGGAGGAGGUCUCUGAUGUGAUGGAGAAGGUCUCUGAUGUGAUGGAGAAGGUCUCUGAUGUGAUGGAGGAG
Candidula unifasciata is the source of this 210-nucleotide messenger RNA. NCBI's taxonomy places the organism in Eukaryota, Metazoa, Mollusca, Gastropoda, Stylommatophora, Geomitridae. The record is from the annotation of a GenBank genome assembly.